UUUCAUUGCACUUGACUGUCUCCGUCCGGCUGCAGCAGCUGAAAACACACAUCAGCAGCCUGUUUGCUUUUCCUUGUCCAUUGAACGCAUCGCGGCACGCGGAAACAAAGGUGGAGGCGAUACAGAUACACGCCGCGACUACAGCAACAGCCGGGGCUCUCGGUGAGAGGACACAGAGGCUCCGGGAUCGUCGGAUGGUGACUGAAGCUUGUGUUUUUUUGGGGGGGAUCCUGGAGGUCGCAUCUGCAUUCAGCGCCUUCUCAUCAUGCCGACCCACAGGAGGCAGCCCAGUAUUGAACUGCUGGAAUUGAUGGGAGUGGUAAAAGAGAAUGGCAAUGAACAGACAACACUCCCACCUGUGCACACACCUCUAUCAUACGACUACGUCCUGGUUGGCAAAACAAUUGAGAAGCAGGAGAGAGAAGCUUUCAAGAAGCAAAGUGAAUACAUCGAAGAACUGAAAAAAAAGAAACUGAAAGUUACCAAAAUCAUAGAUGAUGAUCUCAUCUUCUAUGGGAUUCAAGCGCCCAAAGAGAUCUUUGAGAGGUACAGGUAUCUGCUCAAAGUGUCCGAUGCUUGUAACUGGAGCUCGGAUCAGAACAUCGUACCACUCAGCACCAGGAUAAGGAUUGUCCACUUCAUCUUGAAUCACACCUUUAUAUAUUCAGGAGAGGGUUUGAGGCAUCUGAUGAAGAUGAAGGUCUUUGAGGCAAAGUUCUGCUUGCAUGAGAAAAAGAAACAGAGAGAGCUGAAGGAGAAUUGGGCACGAUGGACUGCCUGUCUCCAAGGGCAACCCAUCACUGCCGUCAGGAACUACUUUGGGGAGAAGGUGGCCUUGUACUUCCUCUGGUUGGGCUGGUACACAUACCUGCUAAUCCCGCCGGCCCUCAUCGGGGUCAUCGUCUUCCUUUAUGGCCUUGCUUUCUUCAACACCUCACCUCUUAUAAAGGAGGUUUGUGAGGCUGACACGCUAAUGUGUCCCCUUUGUGACAAGAGAUGCAAAGUGUGGCAGCUCUCUGACACCUGCACAUACGCCAAGGUGAGCCUGCUGUUUGAUAAUAAUGGCACAGUGCUCUUUGCAAUGUUCAUGGCGGUGUGGGCGACACUGUUUUUGGAGUUCUGGAAGAGACAUCGAGCUUCUUACGUGUGCGAGUGGAAAGUGUCAGAUUGGUGUGAGGAGGAGGAGGAACUUAUACUGGAAAUUGUGAACGACGUUAAAUGCGAGCCAAAAGAAUACAAGCACUCCUACCUGCGCAGCACCCUGGUUUUGGUCUGUGUCACAGCUAUGAUAUUGGUGAUCAUUGGCCUGACACACGCCUUGGUGGUGUUCAGAGUGAUUGCUGCAGUGCUCUUGGCUGAGGGAUCAUGGGAGUUCCUGAGCAACCACUCCAACAGCGGCGCGAUGAUGUUGGGGGCCGUCCUCCAUUACCUCAUCAUCACUGUGAUGACACGGGUCAACAGGAUUGUCGCCAUGAAGCUUUGUGAAAUAGAGAAAACGAGGUCAUUUGCUGCCACAGAGAAGAGUUUCACUGUCAAGAUGUUCACCUUCCAGUUCUUCACCUAUUUCUCCUCCCUCUUCUACGUGGCGUUUUUUCUCGGCAGGAUAAAUGGUCAUCCUGGUGGUUACGUCCGAAUUUCAGGGAAAUGGAGGCUGGAAGAGUGUCAUCCCAGUGGAUGUCUCACAGAUCUCUUCAUCCAAAUGGCCAUUAUAAUGGUACUGAAGCAAACCAUCAGCAACGUGUUGGAGUUCACUGGCCCCUGGUUCUGCAGGUGGUUUAAGAGACGAAGAACCCAGAAGCUGCAGAGGAAAUGUGCCCACUGCUACCUGAAAGAUGAAUCAGAGGCCAAACAAGGAGCUGAACUGUGUGAUAACUGCAAGCUUCGAGACUGGGUCAGCAACUACCGUCUCAACGAUGUCGACUCCUUCAGUCUUUUUCAUGAGUUCCUGGAGAUGGUGAUCCAGUUCAGCUUUACCACCAUAUUUGUGGCAGCGUUUCCUCUCGCUCCUCUGCUAGCCCUCAUUAAUAAUGUUAUUGAGAUACGCCUGGAUGCCAUUAAAAUGGUCGCUCUGGAGCGCAGACUGGUUCCCAAGAAAACCAACGAUAUUGGUGUGUGGAUCGACGUGUUGGAGGCCAUUGGUGUCUUGGCCGUCAUCGCAAACGGGCUGGUCAUCGGCGUAUCCUCGGACUUCGUCCCUCGAUUGGUGUACCGCUACCGCUACGGCCCAUGUGCCAACGGCACAGUGACGGACAUUGACUGCAUGGCCGGAUACAUCAACAACACUCUCUCCACUGCACGGAUGGAUGACCAGAACAUAGGCAACGAGUUUUCAGCCAGUCAGAUGGUUUCUCCUGGUGGAUAUAAUGUCUCUUACUGCAGGUAUAAAGACUACAGGGACAAUGACUACACCUUAACACCACAAUACUGGCUAAUUUUAGCUGUGCGCUUUGCGUUUGUCAUCCUUUUUGAGCACGUUGUCGUCAUAUGUAAGUUCAUUGCCGCCUGGUUUGUGCCGAGUGCUCCCAUGCAGGUCAAGAAUGAUAGACUCUUCGAUAAACGCAACAGACUAAAAGAGGAACUCAGUUCAUUCGAAGCGCGAACCCACUCAAACACUUAAAGUUUACACAUGUCCAGACUAACAGUGUUGAGUCAGCUUCAAAGCCAUCAUCUUUCUAAGGAGUCCAGAGAGUGGGCGCCCACUCUCUUUCAUUGUGUGCAGUCAAAUGUUAAUUGCUAUAUAGGGAUUCUCAUCGACAAAACCGACUUUUUUCCAUUUUUCAUGGACAAAACAAGUGUACAGUAACUGAUUUUAUUUUUCCGUUUUUUUUUUAAUUUUAUUGUAAGAAUGCACCAAUAGCUUACCUUUGGAUCUUGAUAUUUGUGAGACGCAUGUGUUUUUAUCAAUAGGCCUAAACAUAAUUUAUACUGGUACUACACAUACAGUACCGAUUGUGUGUUAAGGUGUUGCCUUAGUGUAAAAAAACGCUGUGAGGAUUGUCAUUACUGCAGACACAGUCUGAAGGUGUCUUUUGUAAACCAGACCUAAACUGUUUUGCAUUAUAAUAUUUUAUAUUAUUGAAUAAAGAAGAAAACUUUGAA
This is a messenger RNA of Gasterosteus aculeatus aculeatus (three-spined stickleback), 3099 nucleotides long. Its product is annotated as anoctamin-9. Lineage: Eukaryota; Metazoa; Chordata; Actinopteri; Perciformes; Gasterosteidae. Gene Ontology annotation, cellular component: plasma membrane. Gene Ontology annotation, molecular function: chloride channel activity; protein dimerization activity. Gene Ontology annotation, biological process: chloride transmembrane transport. The record is from RefSeq and is a predicted model, not a curated record.